AUGGGAAAUAAUAUAAGAAAUCCGCAAAGUUUUAGCUCAGACUGCAUCCAAAACUCAAAUCUAAAUUCAAAACCUGCAGACACUUUAUUUGACAAUAAUAUUGAAGAAAAAUCACAAAACUAUAAGCUGCCUCUUUAUAUCUCUCAAACUGUAACCAAUCAGACUCAUUGCACAGAUAAUAGCACUUCAAUAAUUUCCUGAAAAAGCAACUCAAAAUCAGCAUGUGUUUUUGACUCUAAAACCAAAACAAUUUAUGAGCAAGAAUUAAAAAUUCCUAAAAACUUAUCAGGAAAUAUGAUAUGCAGGAUUCCUGAUAAUAAAUUAUUUUUCUAUGGAAAUCUCCCUAUUUCAGGCUCAGCGUUUAUUCUUGACAGUUUUUACAAUAUAACAAAUCUUCAAGAAGGAAAACCAGCUUUUGGAGCUGGAGGGGUUUAUUAUAAUGGCUUUGUCUAUAUAUUUGGGGGUUGCGAUUAUCAUGAUCUUUUUAAGGCAUCAUCAAGAUAUAGCUUAUCUGAAAAUAGAUGAUCAGAAUUGAUGUCUUUGCCAGUAAAAUCUUAUUAUUGUUCUUGUGAGGUAUUUAAUGGAGUAAUUCUUAUUUAUGGGUAUCAUCAUGAAGUUUUAUAUAUUUAUGAUCCAGCUAUUGAUAUAUUUACAGAUGUUAAUGUCCCAUUUGUAAGAUUGGCAUAUAAAAUUAUAAUAAAAGUAAACAACAGAGGAUAUAUUCUGGAUCAUGGUGGGACUAUUUAUGAAAGUCUAGAAAAUGAUUUAUUUUGUUGGGAAAAAUGUAGGAUUGGUACUAUUAAUCGUGAAGGUUUUAAUUGUUCUUUAAGAGUUGAGUGCGAAGGCUAUAUUUAUUAUAUGAUAAGCGAUGAACUUUAUCAAUUUAGCUUGAAACCAAUUGAUAUUUUUUUAAUUGAUAAUAAAACAUAUUAG
This is a messenger RNA of Blepharisma stoltei, 933 nucleotides long. The record is from the annotation of a GenBank genome assembly. NCBI's taxonomy places the organism in Eukaryota, Ciliophora, Heterotrichea, Heterotrichida, Blepharismidae.